AUGCCAUCAUCUUUGGGGACCAUCACCGCCUCAAUGGCAGGCCUCGAAUCCCCCAGUCUCUCCGCCACCUCGGCCUUGAUCAAGGCAACCGAGCAACAUGCCCAAGUGGCACAGCGCUCUGGCUUUGGUGCUGCCCUCAUAUCCCUCGUGACGUUCAUUCCCAGUGCUCUCUUCUGGGUCAUCGCAUUCACGACCAUCACGUUGCCGACAUGGUUGUUCACUCUUUUUUCCAUGAGUUUGACCUUUACCAUGAAUUUCACCACGUUGCUUUUGAUAUUCCUCGCCAUUGUCUCGACCAUCAGUUGGUUCAUCCGCUACCGCUACCUUAAUGUCUAUGAACGCUUGCCUCAAGAACCGCAGAGAAAAGAGCCGCAAAUAGAUUUGUUUCCCAAUACGGAAGAUGGGGGCUCGAAACAGGGAUUGGCCAAUUAUCUGGAUGAAUUCCUCAGCGCCAUAAAGGUGUUUGGGUACUUGGAGAGGCCCGUAUUCCACGAGUUGACCAGGACGAUGCAGACUAGGAAACUCAUUGCUGGGGAAACACUACUGCUCGAGGAAGAGAAGGGCUUUUGUCUGGUUGUGGACGGACUUGUACAAAUUUUUGUCAAGUCCUUGCGGGAAGGCUCCGAGAAGAACGGUGGUCAAAUUGAUUUGUUCGAUGACGAAGAAGGCUAUCAUGAAGGCAACCAGGGCUACCAGUUGCUUACAGAAGUCAAGAAUGGAGCUUCCAUGUCCUCGCUCUUCUCAAUCCUGUCCCUCUUCACCGAAGAUAUAAGGUUACGCCCUGACGAACAACUUCCUAUUGGCUCUCGAUUCGCCAAUCACAUGAAUCACACUCCGGAUUCAAGCAUUGCUAGUCCGACGACCCAGCCAUCAACACCAGCAAUGGCCAUUCCCGACUCCCAAGAGGAGCCCCAUAAACCCAGGCUUCCCACGGUACCUCCAUUGGCUCUUGAGCCGGCGUUUGAUGAGCGCCAGUUCAAGAAUCAACCAGCUAAACCCAGGAGAGGUCCUUCAGCGCAUCCCGACAUCGUGGCUCGAGCAGUGGUGGAUACUACAAUAGCCAUCAUCCCGGCCAGCGCAUUUCGCCGCUUGACGCGAGUAUACCCCAAAGCAACAGCUCACAUAGUUCAAGUGAUUCUUACUCGAUUGCACCGAGUGACUUUGUCAACCGCACACCAGUAUCUGGGCCUUACUUCGGAGGUCUUGCAAAUUGAGAAGUUGAUGAACAAGUUGACCAGUUAUGAUCUGCCCCACCAUCUUCGUGGGGAUGCCUUGGACAGACUCCGGGACAAAUUUGCAAAGGAACGAGAUCGGAUGGGACCGGAGGAAGGGAGCAAAGGAAUUGCCUUACACAAUCCCAUCGCAAACCGAAGAAGAUCUUCGAGCGGACUCCGAAGAGAAGCAGCCACGGCAGCCCGACUCGCGGCAGCGAGAGGAUCGAUGUCGUCGUUGAAUCCAAAGGCAGGAAGCCGAAAUUCAGUACGUCCAAGAACGGGAGACAGGGACGUUAGCUCGGGCGACCUCCAUGGAAGUUCCAGACCUAGUCAGCGACCCACCGGUCUCCAUCUUCGAUCCACUUCUCAUUGGACAAGUAUGGGAGCCAACCCUGACGCAUUGAGGUUAGAACUGAACAGCAGUCCCAUGGGAACUCGUGAAGAGCAACUCUUUCGACCGUUUGGUAAUGACAUCCCACAUCGACAAGACUCGGUCCAUGAAGACAGCUUAUUUCGGGAAUCUGUACUCGAAUGUAUGGCCAAAGCACUCGGGCUCAGUAAUGCGAUCAAUCAGUCUUUGAGACGAGGGCCCACUUCCGUGGAACAAUCUCCACGUCUUGUUUCGUAUGAUGCAAAACGACAAACAGCGAUUUUUAAUAAUGCGUUUGGUUUCAUCGACCCCUAUGAUGACCCUGCCGAUGGCGACUCCGAGUCAGUCUCCGCGUCGGCAACCAGUGUGAGUGGUCCGCUACAGGGUCGAACGCUGGACGAAGAAUUAAUAGACGAUGUGGAAAUUGUCUUUUUCCCCAGAGGUUCUGUGUUAGUCGAGCAAGGUGAACGAAAUCCAGGCCUUUACUACGUGAUUGACGGCUUUCUCGACGUCAGCAUCCCGGUCGAAGAAAAAGAAGAGAAAAACGUAUCUUCAUCUUCCAGUGAGCGAAAGAACCCCAGAGAUGAACCACUCCCUCGAGCCCGAAGAACGAAAACUGCGACUUCCCGGGCGUCCUCAACUCCUGGUGUCCCUGGUCAACCGAAAGAUGGCAGACGAAUGGUACAAAAGCCCCUAUUCCUGGUCAAGCCUGGUGGUAUUGCCGGCUAUGUCGGAACUCUGUCGUCGUACCGGUCUUUCACAGAUGUGACUGCGAAGACGGACGUGUAUGUCGGAUUCCUCCCCCGAUCAUCGUUGGAAAGAGUCGCGGAGAAAUAUCCCAUCGUCCUCUUGACCAUGGCCAAACGCCUCACAAGCCUUCUUCCGCGGUUGAUUCUCCAUAUCGAUUUUGCUCUCGAAUGGGUUCAAGUAAAUGCGGGUCAAGUCAUCCACCAUCAAGGUGAUGAUAGCGACGCCAUCUAUAUAGUUCUCAACGGUCGAUUGAGAGCCGUUCGUGAACUCGAGGGCGGAACUAUGCGAGUCACGGGGGAAUAUGGUCAAGGCGAGAGUAUCGGUGAGCUUGAAGUCAUGACCGAUGGUACCAGACCUGCCACUCUUCAUGCCAUCCGAGAUACUGAACUCGCCAAAUUCCCCCGAAGCCUUUUCAACAGCUUGGCACAGGAACAUCCCAGCAUUACCAUCCAAAUCUCUAAAUUGAUAGCGCAACGAAUGCGCGCGCUCAUCGAAGCCCCUCUCACAGAGAAAGGUCAGGAACGGAAGAGGGCGGCACUAAGCGACUCAAGCACAUCCAAUUUGAAUUUGCGAACGAUAGCAGUCUUACCGGUGACUGCGGGAGUGCCCGUAAUCGAAUUUGGUAAUCGGUUAUCGGCGGCUUUGAGUCAGGUCGGGGUGCCAAAUGGCGUCUCACUCCUGAAUCAAGCUCUCAUCCUCAGUCAUUUAGGUCGUCACGCAUUCAGUCGAAUGGGCCGGCUGAAAUUGUCGCAAUAUCUUGCCGACCUGGAGGAGAAAUACGGCAUGGUUCUCUAUAUCGCCGAUACCAGUGUCAAUGCCCCUUGGACGCAGACCUGCAUAUCACAAGCCGAUUGCAUCUUGCUGGUAGGAUUGGCGGAAAGCUCGCCCAGCAUAGGCGAAUAUGAACGAUACCUUCUUGGAAUGAAGACCACCGCGCGAAAAGAUCUCGUUCUUCUUCAUGUGGACCGAUAUUCCCCACCUGGUCUGACGAGAAGGUGGUUAAGAAAUCGAAUGUGGAUCAAUGGAGGUCAUCAUCACAUUCAAAUGGCUUUUCGCGUCAGUCCGGAAGCCACCCCUCAUGCUCAGCCCAGGCGAUUAGGGUCGGCCAUCAAGCAAAGGGUCCAAGUCAUCCAGGCCGAGAUACAAAAGUACACCUCGCGGAGAGUCCGACAAGCUCCGCUAUACUCCGCCGAUACUCCCUUCAAAGGAGACCUUCAUCGCCUUGCAAGACGCCUUUGUGGCAAGUCUGUCGGUCUCGUCCUCGGUGGAGGAGGGGCUCGAGGCAUUGCCCAUAUUGGCGUCAUUCGUGCUCUGGAAGAGGCCGGAAUACCCAUCGACAUCGUCGGCGGCACCUCCAUCGGCGCGUUCAUCGGUGGACUUUACGCUCGUGACGCCGACCUGGUCCCCAUGUACGGACGCGCGAAGAAAUUCGCCGGUCGCAUGUGUAGCAUGUGGAGGUUUGCACUAGAUCUAACAUACCCCUCGGCCUCGUACACGACGGGCCACGAAUUCAACCGCGGCAUAUUCAAGGCCUUUGGAGACUCUCAGAUCGAAGAUUUCUGGCUCUCCUUCUAUUGCAACACCACCAACAUCAGCAAAUCACGGCCCGAGAUCCACACCUCAGGCUACGCAUGGCGAUACGUUCGCGCAAGCAUGUCCCUGGCCGGCCUGAUCCCGCCCAUCUGUGAUGAAGGCUGCAUGCUCCUGGACGGCGGAUACAUCGACAAUUUGACCGUGCAGCACAUGAAGAGCCUCGGUACGGACCUCGUCUUUGCCGUGGAUGUCGGCAGUCUAGACGACGACACCCCCCAGCAAUACGGCGACACGCUCUCUGGUUUCUGGGCGCUCUUGAAUCGAUGGAACCCGUUCUCUUCGGUCCCCAACCCGCCCAAUCUUAACGAUAUACAAGCGCGCCUCGCCUACGUUAGCUCCGUCGACGCGUUGGAGCGUGCCAAAACUACGCCUGGGUGUCUAUAUAUGAGGCCGCCAAUCGAUGCGUAUGCCACGUUGGACUUUGCUAAGUUCGAUGAGAUUCUGGAAAUUGGCUAUUCUUAUGCGAAGGAAUAUCUAGCCCGCUUGAAGGGCGAGGGCGAAUUGAAGAGUCUUAUUGACGCUUGGACCGGUGGCGAUGAUGAGGAAGGAAAGCGCCUUUUGAGAGCCAUGGCACCGAGGAGGGCCAGCAUUUAA
Molecule: messenger RNA, 4521 nt
Organism: Rhinocladiella mackenziei CBS 650.93
Lineage: Eukaryota; Fungi; Ascomycota; Eurotiomycetes; Chaetothyriales; Herpotrichiellaceae
Exons: 2
Coding region: 1-4521 (1506 amino acids)
Biological process (GO): phosphatidylcholine metabolic process
Cellular component (GO): endoplasmic reticulum
Molecular function (GO): phosphatidylcholine lysophospholipase A1 activity
Source: RefSeq, a predicted model, not a curated record